This is a messenger RNA of Sinocyclocheilus rhinocerous, 4489 nucleotides long. Its product is annotated as ELM2 and SANT domain-containing protein 1-like. The record is from RefSeq and is a predicted model, not a curated record. Lineage: Eukaryota; Metazoa; Chordata; Actinopteri; Cypriniformes; Cyprinidae. Gene Ontology annotation, molecular function: transcription corepressor activity. Gene Ontology annotation, biological process: regulation of transcription by RNA polymerase II; negative regulation of DNA-templated transcription. The coding region runs from base 679 to 3741 and encodes 1020 amino acids. The transcript has 13 exons. Gene Ontology annotation, cellular component: histone deacetylase complex; transcription regulator complex.
UCCGAAACGCGCCGAUUGGCUGCGUCAGUGCGAACUGUUUUGUUGAUAAAUAACUUUGAUGGAUUGAUUAUUUUUCAAGAGGAUCGUCGAACUCUGCACGUCCUGCAAACAGUAUCGGUAAAAUUGCGCUUAAACAGCAGAAUGUAAACAGGGUAACAUGUUUGGUGACUACAACUGAAGAGUUCAAAUGUGUUCGGAUAGCAAAAGUUGUUGAAUCUGUCAGCCUACAUGUCGGAAAGGCCUCUCGAUGCAUUAUGACAUGGUAUUUUAGCGUUUCAAAUGUGCGCACUUACGUCUAGGCGAUUACGACAGACUGCAUUGUUCGUAGUGUUUAAAUGGUCAUGCACGCUGUUGACUUUGCCCAGGGUUGGAACUGUUUUGUAAGGUGCUGUCACCCGAACUUGAAAAGUAAGGAAGGAGCACGUCAAUACCAUAUUGCAACAGUAACAUUUCCUGUGACUGAGGAAUGACUGAGUUUUUAAAUAUUUACACCACCUUUAUACUGCAGUUUAGAAGCAAGAAGGGAGGUGGCGCGUCUAGACCUCACAAAAUUGUGCAUGUGCUCUGCUCUGUAAAACAUUUUUUUUUUUUUACAUCCGGCCUAGUAAUAGGCUUACUUAAAACUGAAGUGCUGAAUGCUCCAGGUUUUUGCUUGUCUUAUAGUUUCACACAAUUGCCAUGAGUCUUUCUCCACCUCAGAGAGGAACCAUAAACCGUAUUAGCAAGCAGAAUGUUGAAGCCAUUGGGGAAACAAUGCAGCAUUCAGGGGAUCUCUUCUACAAUGUGGGCACUCCGUCCUUGGAGCAAACUCACAGCAGCCCAGAGGUUUUGAUGGAUUCAAGCCCUGAAGUCCAGGGCGUUUACAAAUCUGAUAAAGCAUAUCAGGUCCAGGGCCAUCUUCAGCAAUCGGGACCAGUAAAGUGGAUGCCUCAAAACACAAUGCAGACCGCGGCUUGGUUUCAGGGCGUCCCGAACCUGAACAAGUGGUCACAGAACUUUGGCCCUUCUCUAGGUGGUAUAGAUGACCCAAGAGGCUUUCACAAAAGUCAUGAAAUGGAGGCUGUAAAGUUGGAGAAGCAUUCACCUAGUUCAUCACAGUCCUACACGGACACCGUUCACGUUCCUGGGGCAGAUUGGGACCAUCACACGAUGGCUGCCAUGCAUCAUGCUCAAUUUCAGGCGCUCCAACAAAGUCACAGACCUGCAGACCUCCAGUAUCAGCCUCAGGGAAUGCAUCACGAUGUGUCCGACUCCACUCUGCAACCCUUCCAGUUGGCAUUCGGACCUACCAAGCAACCACAGGCACCUGGUUUCCAACAAGUCUUCCAAGGCAACAAUGCGCCUUUAAAUAUGAAUUAUAACGAGAAGCCGAAAUCACAACAGCAACUCUUGCAGUUGCAACAGCAGCAGCUGCAUCGUCAGCACCAGAUGCAACAGCUGCAGCAAAUGCAUCAGUUGCAGAAGCAGCAGCAACAACAACAACAGCAGCAUCAGUUGCAACAGCAGCAACGGCUGCAGCAAAUGCAACAGCAAUACCAACAGCAGAAACAUCUGCAACAGAUGCAGCAGAUGCAGCAGCAACUGCAACAACAUGAAGGUUUUCAACAACUAGAGACUAUAGAAAAGCAGAGAGUCAAACAAGACAUUGAGUCACAAGAUCUUGCCAGCGCUCAGGUAAAAACAGAACUGAGCCAGACCCAGCUCAUGGUCCCUCAGUCACAACAUCCUGUUCCUCAGGGAGCAAAUUAUCAGGAAUCUGGAUCUGCAGAGGCCACUCCAGAACUCCAGGAGACCCAAACCAAACGUCAGGUCCUCCCUCGCCGCUCUCGACGGCUCUCCAAAGAUGGAGUCUCUCCUCAAGGCAACCAGACAUCCAAUGACAAGGUUUCUGCCCAGAAUGGAGGAGUUGGUGGAGUGCAAGGACCUGCAGUAGGGGUCAUCCAAAGCACUCCGAGACGACGGAGGGCCUCAAAGGAGAUCAACCUUGAGACUCUUGCUCAAAAGGCUUCAGAGAUGGAAUUUUUGCCAGCAAAGUGUGAGGACGUUACCUCUGGUAGACCAGCUGGUAUGGCACCACUAGUCAUCCCAGUCUCGGUCCCAGUUCGGAGAGGGCAAACUCAAAUGGAAGCGCCGGGCAGCUGGACACAGCUGGAUAAAGUUCGACAUCCCUCAGAGAUUUCACAUCAACAGAGCCAGCCUGAUUGUAAACCCUCUGUUAUUGUAGCACGCCGGCACUCAAUAAAGAACUCAGCAGCCGAGAGCUUCAUCCAGGGUAAAGGGCAAGAAGACAAAUCCAAGCGGCGUCCACGUCCCGAGCCUCUGGUCAUACCUCAACCGUGCCCUUUCAUCACCCCUUCUGUUUACUCCAGCAUCACUCCCUACCAGAGCAAUCUGCGCUCCCCAGUACGCCUGCUGGACCAUGCCAGGAUCAUCCCGCCGUACACCCCUCCACCCAUUCUUUCACCUGUGCGUGAAGGCUCUGGGCUGUACUUCUCGGCUGUCCUCUCUUCUAUGGCAGCAGGCAGCCAGAUCCUGCCACCUCCAUCAACACCCCGCAGUGCCGCUCGAAGCUUGCUACGUUCAAGCAGUUCUGAAAUCACCCCUCCUGCACUGUCAGUGAUUGGAGAAGCAGCGCCUGUCAGCCUAGAACCGCGCAUAAACAUCGGCUCUCAGUAUCAGGCAGAAAUUCCAGAACUAUUGGAUCGAACACUGGCCCUAAAGGACCAGCAUAAAGCCACUUUAGUCUGGCUUCCUAAUUCAGAGGCUGAUUCUACGCCCUCCCAGGAUAUGAGACUUGAUGAUCUGAUGAACCUGGUCUGCUCCAGUGUCAUGUAUGGAGGAGGAACCAACCCAGAGCUAGCGAUGCACUGCCUGCACGAGUGCAGAGGGGAUAUCAUGGAAGCCCUGGAAAUGAUGUUGAUGAAGAAUCCCAUCUUCUCCAAGAACCACCAUCUGGCGAACUACCACUACGCAGGAUCAGACUACUGGACUGUGGAUGACAAACAAUACUUCAACAAGGGAAUUUCUGCUUACAGGAAAGAUUUCUUCUUGGUGCAAAAACUGGUGAGGAGUAAAACAGUGGCACAGUGUGUGGAGUUCUACUACACCUAUAAGAAACAAGUAAAGGUUGGCCGUAGUGGCACAUAUACAUAUGGACCUUCAGACCCAGAGGAUAACAUCUCUGUGAUUCAUGUGAAACAAGCAGAGGAAGAAAAUAAUAGUAGACAACAGGAGGGAACACAAGACAAUGUGGAUGGCAGUCUACAAGAUGUGACCAAGGCACUUCAGGACAAUGAAAAUGAGAGGGCAGCAGUGGCUCAUGAGGAGCAGAAGAACAGCUCUGUGGAAGUGCCUUCUGGCCUGAUGCCAGCGGCUCAGCCCCCCUUCAAAACUCCUUCCCCUGCACCUCCAAAGCCUGACAAUACCGGGAAGAAAAACAGGGCCUCAACUGGCAACAAAAGUCAGGGAGAGCCGGAGGGUGUUUUCCCUUGCAAGAAGUGCAGUAGGGUGUUCUAUAAGGUGAAGAGUCGCAGUGCUCACAUGAAGAGUCACGCCGAGCAGGAGAGGAAGGCAGCAGCACAGUGCCAAAGAGAAGAGGAGGAGCGGGCCGCUAAAGCAAGGCAGGAGAUGCUCGAGGCAGCAAGGAGGAAGGAGGCACAAAGAGGAGGACAAGAAGAGAGUAGUGGAGCUGAGGAAAGCUCAGUAGAGCUGGAUGAUAAGCAGGAUGAGGACUGGCAUUGAGCAAGUACAUGACUCUUUUAGUACUCUUCUUUAGUACCAGUUUGUACCAAAAAUUAGCAACUUGUGCAUCCCAGUUAAGGGCAGUUGGGAUGUUUGAAAUUAUAAAAUGCCUUUUAAUUUUUACCAAAAUUUUAUAAGAACUUUCCUUUGGUAUAUAUUUUUUAUAUAUGAAUAUAUGACACAUGAUAAAUAUGACAACACAUGUAAAAAAGGUUUGCUGAGCUGAUUGCUGAGCUUUUCUAGAAGCGUACACCCAUUCAGUUAGAUUUUGAUCAAAGUACCCGAACAAAUUUUGAUUGCCUUCAGUGAGAUUGAAUUUUUUUAUUUAUUUAUUUUUUUACAUGGGUUUAUGUAAUAUACAUCAUAUGUACGUAAGAACACAAACUAAAAUUCCCCUCAUCUAUCUAUGGAUAAUUUCAACUAAAUAUUUCUUGUGCAUGAAAUGUAUAUAAUGCAUAGAAAUAUAUAUGUUGACCUUUGUGUAUUAUAUUGUGUACAAUAUUGAUCCUGUUGUAUUUUUUUUUUCUUUCUGUACUCUAAACGUAAACGAAUGUUUAUUUAUGUUUUGAAUGCACUUAAAGAGGAGUGGAAUAUGUAGGAUUAAGGGAUUUUUAUAAAAACUCGCAUGUAAAUAAAAUCUGAAGUUUAGAAAAUCACAACAAAAACAUUUUGAACACAGCCAAUUUCAUCACAUUUUUCACACUUUGUUGACUAUUUGCUAUAUUUCAUAAAUGUGUGCACUAUAAAA